Dendrobium catenatum is the source of this 2731-nucleotide messenger RNA. RefSeq lists its product as uncharacterized. Lineage: Eukaryota; Viridiplantae; Streptophyta; Magnoliopsida; Asparagales; Orchidaceae. Gene Ontology annotation, biological process: positive regulation of growth. The transcript has 13 exons. The coding region runs from base 520 to 2472 and encodes 650 amino acids. The record is from RefSeq and is a predicted model, not a curated record.
UUUUAUUCGCUCCGUCUCUGCUGACCCUGGCUGCGUCGCGCAGAGGAAAUUUAAUUAGCCGGCAUUCGUCAUUACCAACCAUGGCAAUAAUAUGAAUGCCGAAACGAAACUUACGACUAAGGAAAGAGGAGGGAGGGAGACAAAGAAGAGAAAGAGAGAGAAAGAGAGUUUGGGUUUGACCAUCUACACCUCAAUGCGUGUGCCCGCUUAUAUCCCUUGACAUCGGCAAACUCAGCGCUAAGCUGCAGCUCAAAUCCUCUUCCCCUCUCUCUCAGAUUACCAUUUUCAGCUCUGUCUCUGUUCCUUUCCUGUUCCUGAUCUUAUUCUGCGGAAAAAGAUUGCUUCUUGCUCGAUCUAUCAGACUCUUUUCAUUCUUUUCCUCCCCUAACUCCUGCGCUGCUCUCGGUUGGCGCUCAAGGGGUUUCUAGCUAAUCUUCGAAAUUUUCUGUGGUGAUUUGAUGUUGCAUGGAAAGGGGAUAAGGGAAUUUUAGGGUUUUCAAAGAUUUUGUUUCUAGUGCAAUGGGCUCAUUUUGCUCCAAGGGCUCAGCAGUGGACAAAUCGCCUAGUGAUGUUACGAUCAGUGUGGGUAGCCGAAGAGAUCUUGAGAAGUUAUCUUCGCCGUCUGAGCUGAAGGCUUAUGGUUUGAAGAGUCUUAAAGCUGGUGAUGCUGUGGGGAAGCGUUCUCUGGAGCAAUCCUUUUCGUUCUCAGAGGGGAUGCUAUCAAAUUUUGGAAAUACUGGAAUUUCGACGCCAAGGCAACCUGCUUUGACCAGAGUUCUUUCUGAAAAAUCCACUUCGGCUAAGUCAAAGGCUGCCGCUGGAGCCAAAUCUGGGACACACAAGGUUGCUGAAGUAAGUUCGCUUCUAGGAAGAGCUGGUACUGUUGGUUUUGGGAUGGCAGUGGAGGUUUUGGACACACUAGGCAGUAGCAUGACUAAUUUGAACAUUGGAAGUGGUUUUUCAUCAGGAUUGGCAACAAAAGGAAAUAAAAUAUCCAUUCUUGCUUUUGAGGUUGCUAACACAAUCGUAAAAGGUGCCAAUCUUAUGCAUUCACUUUCAGAAGAAAGCAUAAAGCAUUUGAAAGAAGUGGUGCUUCCUUCAGAAGCUGUUCAGCGUAUAGUUUCCACAGAUAGAAAUGAAUUGCUAAGAAUUGCUGCUGCUGAUAAAAGGGAGGAGUUGAAAGUGUUUUCUGGGGAAGUUGUUCGAUUUGGUAACCGCUGUAAAGAUCCUCAAUGGCACAACUUGGAUCGCUACUUUGCUAAAUUAGGUUCAGAAAUCACACCACGACAACAGCUGAAGGAGCAAGCUGCAGGAGUUAUGCAGCAGCUAUUGACAUUGGUCCAAUAUACAGCUGAGCUCUAUCACGAGUUGCAUGCUUUUGAUAGAUUUGACCAAGAUUAUCGUAGAAAACUCCAAGAAGAAGAAAAUCCAGGAGAAGGUUUUCAAAUUCUAAGGCAUGAACUCAAAAGCCAAGGGAAGCAUGUAAAAAGCUUAAAGAAGAAAUCAUUGUGGUCUAGAAACUUGGAAGAGGUCAUGGAAAAGCUAGUAGACAUUGUGCACUUCAUGCAUUUUGAGAUCCAUGAAGCCUUUGGAAGUGCUGAAGGUGAUAACUCUGUGGUGCGUUCCUUCAACAGUCAUCAACGGUUGGGCCCAGCUGGCCUUGCAUUGCACUAUGCAAAUAUCAUCAAUCAAAUCGACACACUAGUAUCACGCUCAGGUUCUGUACCACCAAACACGAGGGAUUCAUUGUACCAAAACUUGCCACCUACAAUAAAAUCUGCUUUACGAUCGAAACUGCAAGUGUUUCAGCUCAACGAAGAGCUGACUGUCCCUCAAAUCAAGGCUGAAAUGGAGAAAACAUUGCAAUGGCUUGUCCCAAUUGCUAAUAACACUACCAAAGCGCACCAUGGCUUUGGCUGGGUUGGAGAAUGGGCAAGCACAGGGGCGGAGGUGGCUCAUAAGCCAGCAGGCCAUUCCACCAUGCUCAGAGUUGAGACCUUCUUUCAUGCCGAUAAAGCGAACACUGAUGCCUACAUACUAGACUUGAUUGUAUGGCUCCACCAUUUCAUUAACCUUUCAAGGCGAGGGAAGAACUUCUUCUCCUCUCGUUCCCCAGUCAAAUCUACACUCCUUUCUUCCUCUCAGAACUCUGCAUCUUCUGCUCUUUCAAGCAAAUCAAGUCCAAUCAACUCUUCCACUUACACAUCAACACUCACAGAAGAAGAGCAAGAGAUGCUGAGACAAAUAGUGCUCCCUAAAAGGUCUUAUAGAAUAAGUAAAAGCCAAGAUUUUGAUAUGGAGAGGCCACAGUUGUUCAAACUCAGUAGACUUUCCAAAAGCAGCAGCAAUACACCAACAAGAAUGAGCAAGAAUGAAUCGAGGAAAAUGUCAUUGCCAGUUAUUGAUUUUGAUAUCAAUCGUACUAAAGCUUUGGAUGUUAUUGAUAGGGUGGAUAGUCUAAGGAAAUUAUGAGCAGUCGCAUAGAUGUUUCUGAAGAGGAAUCAUAAGAAAAUCUCCAUUUUGUUUUCUGUAGCUGUAGAGAGGUGGUGGCCAUGGUUUAUUUGUAUGUAAUUAGGAUAAUAGUUUUUUACUUGUGAUGAAAAAUGCAGUCAGGAAUGAGCUGUUGUUGUGAGAUUGGCGUUUUCUGGUAGGAGAAUUUCUGUUUAGAAGUGUGGCUCCUAAAACAGGAAGGGAAAAUGUACAUGUAAUUCCUGGAAAUUAUAUAUUUUUU